AUGGCGUAUUCUGGUCACAAGAUCAAGAAAUACAUCGUCGCCAACUACAAGAUCCAUGUCGAGAAGCUCGGACCCGAUGUCCGUCGUGGAGUCGUUCACGCAGUCGAGAAGGUUGUCCUGGUUCGCGUAGGCAACAAGGACAAAGCUGCGUCUGGGUGCUUCAAUUUGGGCAAGAAGGCGGCUGAGCACAAGCCUAAGGCCGUGAAAAAGCCCAAAGUACCGAAGGUUAAGAAGGCUGCAACCCCAAAGAAGCCGAAAGUGGACUGGAUUGAAUACACCGGAUUCUCUUGGGGGUAA
Messenger RNA from Echinostoma caproni, 297 nucleotides. Lineage: Eukaryota; Metazoa; Platyhelminthes; Trematoda; Plagiorchiida; Echinostomatidae. The record is from the annotation of a GenBank genome assembly.